This is a messenger RNA of Aspergillus nidulans FGSC A4, 729 nucleotides long. RefSeq lists its product as uncharacterized. Lineage: Eukaryota; Fungi; Ascomycota; Eurotiomycetes; Eurotiales; Aspergillaceae. The transcript is spliced from 14 exons. Bases 1 to 729 code for a protein of 242 amino acids. The record is from RefSeq and is a predicted model, not a curated record.
AUGGGUCAUUGGCGGGUAACCUUUGGCGGGUUUUGGCUACGGGUCCUGAGCGUCGACGAAGCCCGUAGGUUCAGUAUGCCAAGCAUUCGUGAUAACAAUCUCCGAAAGUCCCCAGAGUACUGUCACUAUCUCGAGGCAGUUAAGGACAGGGAGCUUAUGCUGCCGGAUUUCAAGAUAGGAUGCCUCAAGUAUACAGUUCCCUCUGCCAACAGAAACAUAUUGGUCAAGUACUUGAAGGACAAGAACUCCUACGGCAUGGAGUUUACAUUGCACAAUGGACCUCCCACUAUAAAGGAACUGAUGGAGGCCAAAGGCAAGUCCUAUCUAGAUUACUUGAAGCACAAGCAAGCUGCUACCAAGUCCAAGGACCACAAUACUAAGGGUGUCAAGAAUUUCAACGAGGGUGAAGCUGGAAAUGAUCAGGACAAUGGCAAGGGCCUUUCAAGUGGUCCAUCUGCCAUGAGGGUAGCAAGGCAGCUAAAUCAGCUAGUAAGAAAGGAACUAUACCCUACAAGACCUGUUGCAACGCAAAGGGCAAAGGCAAAGGGAGCAAACAUGGAUAAUGCAAAAGAGACAAGCAAUAAAGAAAGUAUCUUAAAUAAGGAAAAUAAGUAUAAAAAUAAGGAGGAAAAGGCUGCUGAGCCUGAGGAAGUACAGGGUGAUGACAGAUAUAUCUCUGAAUACCUUUUGCAACUAACCUGGAUCUCAGAGACUUUGGCCUUAAUCUAG